AAAACAGUUUCUAAAAUGAAAAAGAAAAAGAAAAACGGUGGGAGUGUCAUAUAUUACGUGACUAUAAAUUGGAACUAGAAAGCAGAACACGUUUCAUUGCCUCCACUCUUUUUUCUUCUUUAUUUUCAAAACUAAGACAAUAGUACACAAAAGAAGAUGAAGCCAGAGGAGACAUUCGAGCAAGAAAGGGAAGAUCUGUAUCAGACAGAUGAAGAAGACGAAGAAAGCCAAGCCGGGAGCUCUGUUCCGUCAACUCCGUUAUCUCGUAAUGGAUCCAACAACGAUCCCGUUUCGUGGCCUAGAAGUUACCGACAAUCGAUGGAUAUGUUGACCGGAGUUACACCUCCGAUGAGGACAAGUUUUGUCUCUUCAUUUCACAGGAGGCGACAAAGCUCUGUUUCCGGUUCAUUUACUUCUUCCACAAGCAAACAGCAACUUCUCAUCGACAAAGACAAAGAUGAGAUCCAAAACAAUGUUGUCACAUCCAUCAAAUCAUUUCUUGCUUCUCAUCUCAAUCUAUCAGUCCCGGAGGAUCUUUCGUUUCCCCAAGAAACCCGCAGCUGCACGUUCUCUCAAUCCGUACUCAACGGAAUCAAUGUUCUAUGUGGAGUAGCUUUACUUACAAUGCCUUAUGCAGUGAAAGAAGGAGGAUGGUUGGGGCUUUUCAUACUCUUCUCCUUUGGCGUCAUAACUUUCUACACAGGUAUUCUCCUUAAGAGAUGUCUCGAGAAUUCACCUGGAAUCCACACUUACCCGGACAUUGGUCAAGCUGCAUUUGGCACCACAGGACGCAUCCUUGUCUCUAUACUUCUUUACGUGGAGUUAUAUGCAUCUUGUGUGGAGUAUAUAAUAAUGAUGAGUGAUAAUUUGUCUGGGAUGUUCCCAAACACAUCCUUAUAUAUCAGUGGACUAUCUCUAGAUUCUAAACAAGUUUUCGCCAUUACCACUACUCUAAUUGUUCUGCCCACUGUCUGGCUCAGAGACCUUAGCUUAUUGUCCUAUCUCUCAGCCGGAGGUGUCUUCUCUUCAAUCUUGCUUGCACUCUGCCUCUUUUGGGCUGGCUCUGUCGGUGGAGUUGGAUUUCACCUGACCGGAAAAGCUCUCGAUAUAGCAAACUUACCCGUUGCAAUCGGAAUUUAUGGGUUCGGUUUUGGAAGUCAUUCUGUUUUCCCCAACAUUUACUCAUCCAUGAAAGAGCCUUCCAAGUUUCCUCUUGUGCUUCUCAUCAGUUUUGCGUUUUGCACCUUAUUUUACAUCGCUGUAGCGGUUUGUGGAUACACGAUGUUUGGUGACGCGAUUCAAUCCCAGUUCACACUGAACAUACCUCAACAUUUCACUUCAUCUAAAAUAGCAGCCUGGACAGCGGUCGUUACACCAAUGACGAAAUACGCUUUAACCAUCACUCCAGUCGUGCUAAGCCUUGAAGAACUCAUACCGUCUUCGUCAAGAAAGAUGAGAUCCAAAGGUGUCUCUAUGCUUUUUAGAUCCGUCUUAGUUCUCUCCACUUUGGUCGUUGCACUCACAGUUCCAUUCUUCGCUACUGUCGCGGCUCUGAUCGGAUCUUUCAUCGCAAUGCUUAUAGCGUUAAUAUUCCCGUGUCUAUGCUAUAUGAGCAUUAUGAAGGGUAGAUUAAGUAACUCUCAAAUGGGAAUUUGUAUUUUCAUCGUCAUUAUCGGCGUUGUGAGCGGUUGCUGUGGGACUUACUCUGCAAUCGCUAGAUUAAUUGGCGAAAUGGCCUAAACGGUUUUACUCUUUCUCGAGAAACUUCAUCAAAGAAAAGCAAGGAAUACAGGAUGUGAUACCCUUCAAUAGAAUAAAACCAAUUUUUUGCCAACUUUUAAAGAUUUCUUUUGCGAUUUUAUUUUAUUAUUAUAAUUUAAGUACUCUACGAUCGAGUGCUAUAUAUAUAUAUAUAUAUGAUAUAAUCAUACAUGACGUUCAGUUUUUGCUUAUAUUAAUAUCAGUUUGUGUCA
Messenger RNA from Brassica napus (rape), 1973 nucleotides. Its product is annotated as amino acid transporter AVT1E. NCBI's taxonomy places the organism in Eukaryota, Viridiplantae, Streptophyta, Magnoliopsida, Brassicales, Brassicaceae. Gene Ontology annotation, cellular component: plasma membrane. The record is from RefSeq and is a predicted model, not a curated record. The coding region runs from base 157 to 1740 and encodes 527 amino acids. The transcript is spliced from 11 exons.